GUAUGCGUGCGAGUGACGAGCCGCGGCGUUGCCACCACGUUGUAGAGCUUCCACCCGAUUAAUCUGAAUCAUCGCAUCUGUAGCACAUGAUAACACCUUCUUGUGGUCGCCAGAUAUCCAAGAACAACAUACCAGAUUUCCGGAGUCGGUCUGGACUCGGCAGUGCUCACACAGUCUGGUCAUACUGCCACAAGAGAACAAGAGGAACGUGAGAAGGAACGAGAGGAGGCCAAAACACAAUAGGCAAAUAGACCAGAUCCAUCUCGCUGGCCACGGAACGGAAUGGCUGGAUUUUUGAAGACUAGGAAGCGCAGCAGAGAGGAUGACCUUCCCUGCGAGUCCACGCCCCUCUCGAAGCGCAUCAACAAUCUGCACCUGAACUACGACGACGGAAACAGCAACAGCAGCAGCAGCUGCAGCAUUCCGCCCCUGGGCAACGGCGACGCCAACAACUAUCGGGGACCAACAUCAGGACCUGCUGGCGACGGAGGGGCAGCCGUGGUAAUUGGCCCGACAGUGAACGAGUACAAUCCAGAGCUGGGAGCCGAGCAGAAUCCAUACUAUUACGAGAAGAACAAGAUGCUUUAUGAUUUACAUGUGGAGAGAGUGAAGCGCAGCAACCAGUAGCUGCCCAGGAUCGGUGGCUUUCCACCAGAUGAAAGCCAUCGAAACUCGAAUCACUGCGGCUUGGACUGCCCUUUAAGUGCCAAUCGAGGCUCAGGUCGCGCAGGAUGCAGGCUGCGGCCAGGUUCGAAACUCAGGUCGCAGGAUGCAGGCUUCGGCCGGGUCCGAGUACAAACACUUUUAGUUCUAGUUUAUUCGUAAAUUACAUCCCUUUGUUAUUGUAUUGUGUGCAUGGAGCAGGAGACAACUCUGCGAUUGCGUUUGUGUGAUAAGCAUUCUAAACUCGAAACCAGAGAGCAUUAACAUCGUCAAGGUGGAGUCGAGACUUCCCCAAACAGGCACAUCUAAGCUAGGUUUUGCCAUCUACAAACUGUAUAUUAUUCAUGUAUUUAUAAAGAUCUACGGUUAGUCGAGUAUUCUUAGUAUUUGUAAA
Messenger RNA from Drosophila serrata, 1057 nucleotides. RefSeq lists its product as uncharacterized. NCBI's taxonomy places the organism in Eukaryota, Metazoa, Arthropoda, Insecta, Diptera, Drosophilidae. The record is from RefSeq and is a predicted model, not a curated record.